AUGGCGACGGCGGCAAUGGUCUUCAUGGACGAACAGUCACGCUUGCUCUCCUCCGCCAAAGUCCUCGAGUCUCGAGCAAAUUCCAAUACUAAGGGUCUGAUCUUGCUGCGUGAUCGGAUUGAAAAUCGCGACUUCAUAAACUCUUUCAACCACACAGUGUCCGGCUCUUUUGGUCUUGCCAACAGACAUAAGGCUCAACCUCUUUCCCCUGGCAAGUCUUGUGUUGCAAAUGCGUGGAUCACCCAAGUCUCGGUUCAGGCUGUUGACUUCAAUAUUCUAAUAAUCUCAAUUGUGGUCCUCCUUUGCAUCCGCCAGCAGAAACUUGCCUCACAGCCGUCCAUGAAAAGGACAGUUUUACUUUGUGUCAUUGCGUGGAUUCCUGGCUUGAUCACCAGCUUCACGGGCCUGAUCUUAAACGCCUACGGCCCGGUGAGCGGCAACUGGUGCUGGAUCAAGCCCGAUCUCCUGGGGCUACGCUACCUUCUAACCCAUGGAUGGCGUAUCGCCAUCUUCCUGGCCACCAUUGGGAUUUACACCUACGUAUAUAUUCAUCUCAAACGCGUUUACGGCAAUUUCACAGCAUUAACGACCGCUAAUGCCCAUUCUACGGUCUUCAAUGAUCAAGAUUUAGUGGACAACAAGUAUACCUUAAGUACCAGUUCUCACGAUGGUCGUGAACUCCUUGUUAGUGGACAUAUUAUGGGCAGAACUUCUUGCGCCGUAUCUCGCGACUCUGAGCGUCAAUUCAGAGAAUGCAAGGAGGGUAUGAUCAGCAUAUCUUCACAUACUCAGGUUCUCGGGUCUAAGUCGCAGUCACUGGAGACUCCGCAGACUACGAGGACGGAACAAAUCAGUCCUCUGAGACAGCCUAAAGGUCAAGGGCAGACACCCAGCAUUGAAAAGAUAUUGCUCCUGAAUGGGUAUCCUAUCCUUUAUAUCGUUCUCUGGAUCCCGGGAAUGUUUAAUCGUGCUUUAGAGUCAACAAUUGGAUCGCCAGACUGGUUAAAGGCCCUUCAGUCCACCACACAAUUUGUUGGCUUGGCCAAUGCUUUUACUUACGGGUACAAUGAACAGCUGCGGCAACGAUGGAGAUGUUGGCUCAAGCCUAGCCAAAUUGAUGAUGAAAUAUCGCUGACGCAGAGGCCAGACCUACAAAGCAGAGACCAGGCAUGGUCUGUUUGA
Endocarpon pusillum Z07020 is the source of this 1182-nucleotide messenger RNA. RefSeq lists its product as uncharacterized. The record is from RefSeq and is a predicted model, not a curated record. Gene Ontology annotation, cellular component: plasma membrane. The coding region runs from base 1 to 1182 and encodes 393 amino acids. Gene Ontology annotation, biological process: adenylate cyclase-activating G protein-coupled receptor signaling pathway. Gene Ontology annotation, molecular function: G protein-coupled receptor activity. NCBI's taxonomy places the organism in Eukaryota, Fungi, Ascomycota, Eurotiomycetes, Verrucariales, Verrucariaceae. The transcript is spliced from 3 exons.